AAGGAGUCGCGGGCCGGGGCUCGGUGCAGACGCCGGGAGCUGCGGGAGGACGAGGUCGGAGCGGAAGAGUGGACAUGUCCACCAUGGGCUGGUGGCGCUGCCGGGUGCCCGGGGCCGUGUGGGGGCAGUAGACUGUGCACGGGCUGCGCCGUGGCUGACCUUCGGCCAGGGGCGGGGCGGUGCCUUGAGGUGCGGUGUGGCGAGCUCUACCCUUCUCCGAGACGACUUGCAAGAGGAAGAGGGACUAGGUCCAAACGCUAGGUGGCGGUGUCCAGGUCCCUGGCAUUUUGACUCUGUUCCUGUGGAUAAGAACACUUGUUCUGAAGUUCCAGAAAGGAUCCUAUUCCCAAACAGAAUUUUUGCUGCAUGUGGUUUUGUUCUUCUCUGGAAGUAAAGCCAGAAGUACAAAACUGUCAGGUCCCUGAGUACUGACUGUCCCAGGCUGCCGCGUCUUUCCUGUUGACUCAUGUUGGGUUCCUCCAGUGAAAAUUUUCCUUAGAGAGAUGCUGCCUCCAAAGUACUUGUCUGCCACCAAACCCAAGAGGUCUUGGGCCCCAAAUCUGUGUGAGCUAGACAGUGACUUGUCUCAGGAGCCGGAUGCCGCCAUAGGAGAAGCCGCCACUGACUCUGAAUUCUUUCAUCAGAGGUUUCGGAACUUCCUCUACGUGGAAUUUGUCGGGCCUCGGAAGACCCUGCUCAAACUCCGAAACCUCUGCCUCGAUUGGUUGCAGCCGGAGACUCGCACCAAGGAGGAGAUUAUCGAGCUCUUGGUCCUCGAGCAGUACCUGACCAUCCUUCCAGAAAAGAUCAAGCCUUGGGUGCGUGCAAAAAAGCCAGAGAACUGCGAGAAGCUCGUUACUCUGCUGGAAAAUUACAAGGAGAUGUACGAACCGGAAGACGACACCAGCAGUGACGCCCACAGCGAAGGCAGCAUGAGCCGGAAGGCAGCAGAGGCCCCGCCGCCACACUCCGCCUGCUGCAGUGACCGGGACUGGGACCGGGACUGGGACCGAGACUGGGACCGAGACUGGGAGCGAGCCCGCGAGCGGGAGCACCGGAAGGGCAGAGGCAGGGACCUGGAGUCCCGGGCCCGCUGGCCGUACGCCCGGAGCCCCAGGAGCAGGUUUCAUCAGCGGGAUCUUUCCCUUCCUCUGAUGGAGAAAGUGGCUUUUGCAAAGGAAAGAGAGCACAAACAUCGGGACUCUGUGAUGGAUUACGAGACAAGAUCACAGGAUGCGGUGUCGUACCAGGAUGUGGUGGCCCUCACCGAGGACCGGAAGCCCCAGAACCCGGUUCAGGACAACAUGGAGAACUACCGGAAGCUGCUCUCGCUGGGGGUUCAGCUUGCCGAGGACGACGGCCACUCGCACAUGACCCAGGGCCAUUCGUCACGGUCAAAGAGAAGUGCCUACCCGAGCACCAGUCGAGGUCUGAAAACUAUGCCUGAAACCAAAAAGUCAGCCCAUCGGCGGGGGAUCUGUGAAGAUGAAUCUUCCCACGGGGUGAUAAUGGAAAAGUUCAUCAAGGACGUUUCGCGCAACUCCAAGUCGGGAAGGGCAAGGGAACCUAGCGAUCGGCUGCAGAGGUUCCCCAGGAGGCCAGACAGUGACUGGAAGGAAGUUCCAUUCAACAAGAGGGAGUCGGUGAUUCAGGAGAGGGGCCAUGAAGGGAAUGCCUUUGGGGGAGGAGGCUUUAAUUUGAACUCAAACCUUGUUUCCAGAAAGAGAGUUCUUGAGAGAAAAAGGCGCUAUCAUUUUGACACAGAUGGGAAGGGCUCGAUGCACGGUCGGAGAGGUGGUGCAAGGAAGCGGCCCUUUGAGCGCAGCGAGGUGAGGAAGGCCGCUAGUGGGAGCAGCCUUAGCGCGCCGCCCGUCCCCCAGUUGCAGCCCUUUGACUUUGGGGCGACGCCCUAUGUGUGUGAUGAGUGCGGGAGGUCCUUCAGCGUGAUUUCGGGGUUUGUGGAGCAUCAGAUCACGCACACCAGGGAGAAUCUGUAUGAGUACGGCGAGUCCUUUCUUCAUAGUGUGGCCGUCAGUGAGGUUCAGAAAAGGCAGGCCGGAGGGAAACGCUUUGAAUGUAAGGAGUGUGGGGAACCCUUCAAUAAGAGCGCCGCCCUGGCCGAGCAUCGGAAAAUUCACGCUAGAGAUUGCCUUGCGGGGUGUAAGGACGAGGAGUACGAGGAGCCCUUCAUGCCCAGCCCAACCUUCAGGGAGCUCCAGAAGAUAUACGGGAAGGACAAAUUCUAUGAAUGCAGGGUGUGCAAGGAAACCUUCCUUCAUAGUUCUGCCCUGAUCGAGCACCAGAAAACCCAUGGCCGAGAUGACAAAGGUAAUGAGCGUGGGGAAGCCUUCAAACCCAGCCCCGCGCUUAACGAGCUUCAGAAGAUGUAUGGGAAAGAGAAAAUGUACGAGUGCAAGGUGUGCGGGGAGACCUUUCAUCACAGCGCAUCCCUGAAAGAGCACCACAAGAUCCACACCCGAGGAAACCCAUUUGAAAACAAGGGCAAAGUGUGUGAGGAAACCUUCAUUCCUGGUCAGUCCCUUAAAAGACGCCAGAAAACCUACCCAACGGAGAAGGCCUACGACUUCCAAGAUGGUGGGGAUGCCUUUAGGCAAAACUCAGACCUCAUCGAGCAUCAGAAAAUUCAUUCUCGGAAGAACCUCUUUGAAGGCCGGGGGUACGAGAAGUCUGUCAUUCACAGUGUGUCCUUCCCCGAAUCUCAGAAGAGUCACACUAUAACAAGGCCACCUGAGGAUGAGGAAGACGAGAAGGCAUUCACUGUCAGCUCCAAUCCUGAUGACAGCCGGGAAGCCCUGUCCUACGAGAGGAACCCCUAUGAGAGGUCUUUCAUUCACAGCUCAGCCUUCCCUGGGGCUCAUAAAAGUCACAGCAAACCGAGAGUGAUAGCAGAGGCGACCGUUCAGAGCUCGGGUGCCACCGAACACUGGAAAGUCCACGCUGGGGAGAGUACCUCUGAAAGAAAGGGGUAUGAGAGGUCCGUCAUCCACAGCCUAGCUGCUUUCAGGCCUCCCCGUGGUCGCGGUGGAAAUGAGCUCCUUGGAUGUGACGAGCAGCAGGAGUCCUCCGCUUACCUCUCAGACCCUUGUGGCCAGCCGCAGAAGACCCUUGCCCUAGAGAGCCCCUAUGCAGGGGGUAAGAACAACAUCUUCAAGGGCUCUUUUGUGCACGGUGCAUCCCACACCGUAACUCAGGACAGUCUCGCUGGGGAGGGCCCCAGUGGAUGGAAGAAGGAUGGUGAACCAUCUGUUCCCAAGUCAGAUGUGCGCGAGCAUCAGAAGGCUCGUGCUAAGAAGAAGAACAUCGAGCGUAGGAUUUAUGAGACCUCUGUAAUCCACUCCCUGCGUUUUGGUGAACCUCAAACGUUUCACCCGAGAGAGAAGUUUUACGACUGUCCGGAGUGUGGAGAGUCCUUUGUUCAUAGCUCCGACCUCACUGAGCAUCAGAAGAUCCACGAUAGAAAGAAGCCCUCUGGAAGUGAAAACUACAUACGAUCUGUCAUUCGCAGCAUAGCCUCCACGGAUCCUCAGACCAGUUAUGCGGGCCAGUCAGCACAGAUGAGUUACGCUGAAGAGCCAGCUCAGACCAGUUACGCUGAACCACCAGCUCAGACCAGUUACGCUGAACCACCAGCUCAGACCAGGUACGCUGAACCACCAGCUCAGACCAGGUACGCUGAACCACCAGCUCAGACCAGUUACCCUGAACCACCAGCUCAGACCAGUUACGCUGAACCACCAGCUCAGACCAGUUACGCUGAACCACCAGCUCAGACCAGUUACGCUGAACCACCAGCUCAGACCAGUUACGCUGAACCACCAGCUCAGACCAGUCGCGCUGAACCACCAGCUCAGACCAGGUACGCUGAACCACCAGCUCAGACCAGUCACGCUGAACCACCAGCUCAGACCAGUUACGCUGAACCCCCAGCUCAGACCAGUUACGCUGAACCACCAGCUCAGACCAAUUACGCUGAACAGCCAGUCCGCAAUGAAUGUAAGGAGUGUGGGGAGUGUUUUGCCACUGUUGAAGACCUUGGCAUACAUCAGAAAAUCUAUGCCCGAGAGAAAUUCCAUGGUGGGGAGCUGUUUGGAGACUCUGUGAUUCAGGGCCUUGAUGGACCUCGGCAGGAAGAGCCUCGGCAGGAAGGGCCAGACGAGCCAGACGAGCCUGAAGACACCAUCUAUGGGUGUAAGGACUGUGGGCUGGGCUUCGUGGAUCGCACAGACCUCAAGGACCAUCAGAAGGUGCACGGCAGGGAGUACCUCACCGACAGCCGCGAGCACGCGCAUUCUGUGACGCACACCCCUUCUGUCAGCGAGUAUCAGAAAUAUUACAUUGGAGAGCAGCUUUACGAGUGCCCGGCAUGUGGGGAAUCCUUCGUUCAUAGCUCAUUCCUUUUCGAGCAUCAGAAGAUCCAUGAGCAAGACCAGUUUUACGGCCACAGGAGGUAUGAUGAACCCUUUAUGCAGCCCUUGGUCAUUAGCCCGCAGCGGCCUCGGGCCCCACAGAAGAGUCCUCCUGCUGGGACGUCCCUGCAAUGCCAAGUGUGCGGACAAGACUUCAUCCACGGCUCUGUCCUUAACGAACACAUGAGAGUCCACGCUGGAGACAGCCUGCUGGAGCAGGGCCAGGGGAGCACAGAUGCGGUCAGCCCAGGCUCGGCCCCCACAGACCUUCAGAGAGACCAGGCCAAGGACAAGCACUAUGAGUGCACGACCUGUGGAGAAUCCUUCCCCAGCCAGGCCGACCUCCGGGAGCACAUGAGGAUUCACGAGAAGGACAAGCCCUACGACUAUGGGGCCACCUUCGUCCAUACCUCCUUCCUCACCGAGCCCCCCAAGAGAGAUUCACCCUUCUAUGAGUGCAAGGACUGUGGCAAGUCCUUCAUCCACAACACAGUCCUCACGAAGCAUCAGAAGCUGCACCUCGAGGAAGAGGAAGCAGCAGCAGCCGCCCAGGAAGUUGAAGCCAACGUCCUCGUUCCACGGGAAGUUCUGCGGAUCCAGGGAUCAAAUGUGGAGGCCGCAGAGCCGGAGGUGGAGGCCGCAGAGCCGGAGGUGGAGGCUGCCGAGCCCAACGUGGAGGCCGCCGAGCCCAACGGGGAGGCCGAGGGGCCGGAGGGGGAGGCCGCCGAGCCCAACGGGGAGGCCGAACAGCCCAACGGGGAGGCCGAACAGCCCAACGGGGAUGCUGAUGAACCAGACGGGGCAGGGAUCGAAGACCCAGAGGAAAGAGCCGAAGAGCCAGAGGGAGAUGCGGAUGAGCCGGACGGUGCAGGGAUCGAGGACCCAGAAGAGGAAGGUGACGACCAGGAGAUCCAAGUGGAAGAGCCCUACUACGACUGCAGGGAGUGUGGCGAGACCUUCACCUCCAACUCGGCCUAUGGUGAGCACCUGAAAACCCAUGCCAGGGUGAUAAUAUUCGAGCCUGGAAGCGUCUACGGGGAAAGCUCCCACUACACCGAGCACGCCAGCACCAGCAGCAAUGACAGCGGCAGGGCUGAUGACAAGUACUUCAAGUGUGACGUCUGUGGGCAGGUGUUCACUGACCGCCUGUCCCUGGCCAGGCACCAGAACACCCACACCGGCUGAGGACUUGGGUGUCAAGGUUGGAAAACCUUCACUAGGACUGGACCCUUACUAAACUACAGAUAAUUGGAACCAACCCACGAUGAUGUCGGAAGGAGGCUUCCCUUGGCGUAUACACACCUGACUUUGAACAUCAGACAACUCAGCCUGGAAAGACACUGAAGGUGGAGACUCCUUCGGACUUAGCUCUUCCCCAUCAAACAUCGGCGUAUGCAUGUGGGAAAGCCAUAGCACACGUCUUACCUUCCACCCGAGUAACUGCAUUGAUGGAAAGCUGGAGGGGUUUUCAAGGCUACAGAAAUGGCCCACAUCUGUAAAUGACACUCCUGGAACCUAUAUAUAAUGAAUGUUUCCUGAGAUGUAUAUAGAAUAGCAAAUCAUAGCAAACAGUACUCAUAUUGGGACUUAAUAUGGUAUCCAGUUGCAGUUCACUUGCAGAGGUACCUUCCUUACCUGGUACUCUUUGAUUUUUUUUUCUUUUUUUUUUUUUUUUUUGGAGGAGGAAGAGAGCAACAAAUUAGAAUAUAUUUGUAAGCAUCUUAGAUCCUUAGAAAGAUUUAUUGUGCGUUAUUUGAAUCCUAUCCAUAUUUUUUUGAGUAAUUGACUGUGUUGUUCCUUACUCUUGAAUAUUCCCGUAAAGGUGUAGGCAUGAAAGAUAAAAUGUCUUUUCCGCUUUGCUGUUUGAAAGGGGAAGUACUUGGAGCUUCCUUUUCAGCCAUUUCGUCUACACUAACACUUUGGAACCUAAUGCUGUGUAAGCCUUUACGAUACGUGGAUUGGCCUUUUGUAACCCCAAAUUGAUUGGUUGCCACCUUGUACUUUGCAGUGGUUCUCAUGCAAAAAAUAGUUCCAGGUUUUGUUAUUUGUUUUUAAACCAACUUGAUGUCUGUAGGAUAGUGAAUUCACAAAAGCUGAAGCUUCUCCCUGUGCAUCUUGCGUCUUUGCCUUUCAAGAGUGGUUGCAGCCAUCCCUAGAUCGCGCGCGUGCCUGAUGAGGUUGAGAACCGUGGGGGCUCUCGUGUAAGUUAGGACGGGGCUGCUGCCUCAUCACUCCCUUUGCGCGCUCCCUGCCUUAAGCGACAAGUAGCAACGGGGCUUCGUCCGUGUGUGCCGCUACAACUCAGUUUUUGCACCCUGGGCGCCCAGGGGCGAGUAUCCUUAGAGCUUUCUAGCGUGAAACUUAAUUCUCGUCUUUACCUGUCUGACCCUAAACCCCGUGUCUAACUUGCAUUUAAAAAAAAAAGCUUUCUUUACAGUCAACUCGAGCUUAACGUGGACUCAGGUUCCCUAGCAGCCUUAAUUUGUUUCGUUGCCAUCUGUCCCUUCCUCUUAAAGAGUGCCCCCCUAAAUAAGCAGUUGUCACCUAUCCUUUAGAGCGUCACGUCUGUCUAGUCGCCUCGGUUGCCCGUGUGAUCACAAGUCGACCUCACAGCUCGAGGUUUCCUGUGUCCUGUUCUGUGGACCACCUGUGCUCCCUUUGCUUCCCCGCCCCUUGCGUAAUGACUAUUAAGAACUCUUUUUGGCUUUGAGUUGGCUGGAAAAAAAAAAAAAUUAAAAUUAAAAAAAAAUUUUAAA
Messenger RNA from Globicephala melas (long-finned pilot whale), 7183 nucleotides. RefSeq names its product paternally expressed 3 (gene PEG3). Lineage: Eukaryota; Metazoa; Chordata; Mammalia; Artiodactyla; Delphinidae. Gene Ontology annotation, biological process: negative regulation of transcription by RNA polymerase II. The record is from RefSeq and is a predicted model, not a curated record. Gene Ontology annotation, molecular function: RNA polymerase II cis-regulatory region sequence-specific DNA binding; DNA-binding transcription repressor activity, RNA polymerase II-specific.